Echinops telfairi (small Madagascar hedgehog) is the source of this 2126-nucleotide messenger RNA. RefSeq names its product unc-51 like kinase 3 (gene ULK3). Gene Ontology annotation, biological process: peptidyl-serine phosphorylation; autophagy; protein autophosphorylation. Gene Ontology annotation, molecular function: ATP binding; protein serine/threonine kinase activity. Lineage: Eukaryota; Metazoa; Chordata; Mammalia; Afrosoricida; Tenrecidae. The transcript has 14 exons. Gene Ontology annotation, cellular component: autophagosome; cytoplasm. The coding region runs from base 25 to 1173 and encodes 382 amino acids. The record is from RefSeq and is a predicted model, not a curated record.
GACGGUGACAACAUCUACCUCAUCAUGGAGUUCUGUGCAGGCGGCGACCUGUCUCGCUUCAUCCAUGCCCGCCGGAUUCUGCCCGAGAAGGUGGCUCGAAUCUUCAUGCAGCAGUUAGCUAGCGCCCUGCAGUUCUUGCACGAGCGAAACGUCUCUCACCUGGAUCUGAAGCCACAGAACAUUCUGCUGAGCUCCUUGGAGAAGCCCCACCUGAAACUGGCAGACUUCGGCUUCGCACAGCACAUGUCCCCGUGGGACGAGAAGCACGUGCUCCGAGGCUCCCCGCUCUACAUGGCCCCAGAGAUGGUGUGCCGGCGGCAGUACGACGCCCGAGUGGACCUCUGGUCCGUGGGGGUCAUCCUCUACGAAGCUCUAUUUGGGCAGCCUCCCUUCGCCUCCAAGUCCUUCUCAGAGCUGGAAGAGAAGAUCCGUAGUAACCGGGUUAUCGAGCUCCCCCUGCGGCCCCCGCUCUCUCGGGACUGCCGGGACUUGCUGCAGCGGCUCCUGGAGCGGGACCCCGGGCGCCGUAUCUCCUUCAAGGACUUCUUCGCCCAUCCCUGGGUGGACCUGGAGCACAUGCCGAGCGGGGAGAGCCUGGCGAGAGCGACUGCCCUGGUGGUGCUGGCCGUGAAGAAGGACCAGGAGGGCGACGCGGCAGCCGCCUUGUCCCUCUACUGCCGAGCUCUGGACUUCUUCGUGCCGGCCCUGCACUAUGAGGUGGAUGUCCAGCGGAAGGAGACAAUUAAGGCAAAGGUGGGGCAGUAUGUGUCCCGGGCUGAGGAGCUCAAAACCAUCGUGUCCUCCUCCAAUCGGGCCCUGCUGAGACAGGGAACAUCCACCCGAGACCUGCUCAGAGAAAUGGCCCGGGACAAGCCGCGCCUCUUGGCUGCCCUGGAAGUAGCUUCGGCUGCCCUGGCCAAGGAGGAGGAGGCUGGCGGGGAGCAGGAGGCACUCGACUUGUACCAGCACAGCCUGGGGGAGCUGCUGCUGCUGCUGGCAGCGGAGGCCCCUGGCCGGAGGCGGGAGCUGCUUCACACUGAGGUUCAGGACCUCAUGGCUCGAGCAGAAUACCUGAAGGAGCAGGUCAAGAUGAGGGAGUCCCGCUGGGCAGCAGAGACCCUGGACAAGGAGGGGCUGUCAGAGUCGGUUCGCAGCUCGUGCAGCCUGCAAUGACACCCGUCUGGAACUGAGGGACUCGUGUCACCCCCACUCCGGCUGGACAGAAGCUGUGGCCUGCUGCAGCAUCCUGGGGAGGGGGCUUGCUGGGCAGGAGCCCAUCCAUGAGGGUCCCCAGGCUCCCUAGCCCCCACCAUAUGAGCUAGGAGCCCUGGGUCUUGCCCCUGAGGGUGAGGGCCCAGGACUCCGGGACAGCCUGUCUGUCUGUCUGAGCCCCCACCCCAGGGAAGAGAAAGCAUUUCUGAGAAGAACAGGGGCCCUCUGGGGGAUUUGGGUGCUGACCCUGCCCUGCUAGCAGCCAGCAUCCCACAUUCCCGUCCAACCCUUGCCCAGUUUCCUGGGGGCUCUUAUUCCAACUCUCUUACCUCCUCCCACUGGAACGGGGCACGCAGACCCCUCAGGGACUAACAACCCCACGGUGUCUCCUCAGCCCCAUAGAACUCCCCAGCCUUCCUGGGAGCUGACCCUUACCCACCACCUCGGAAUUUUGAAGCAAUCCUUUAAGUAUGAUGAGAAUGUUGUAUGUAUAGGGGUGGGCAGGUUUGAGAAACCCAGGCCUGGUUCCUGUCCUGGCCCAGAGAACCCCAGGGGAAGGGUCCUCAUUCUCAUCCCUUUGACUUCCUGCUGGCCACGAAGCUGGCCCUGUGCUGCACUCGGGGCCUGCAAGGGAGGAUCAUGGGAGCUGCCUGACCCACCCUUUACCUGCAGGAGAAUCCGCUUGGUGAGAGUCUGGGGUCUAGGCCCGAUUCUGCCCCCCCCCCUCUUUGGGCCUUGGUCCCCCACCUCUUCAGGGGACAGUGAGUGACCUGGAGCAGAAUGUACACAGCCGGGGCUGCCACCCAAAGUCCAGCGCCUGGGUGGCUUCUCGCCUAUGUGUCCUCUCAUGCCCUCGAGGGAGACCGGGUGUCAAGACUGUAAUUCAUGGUUUCUUUAUGAAGUUAUUUUCUGUA